This is a messenger RNA of Epinephelus moara (kelp grouper), 818 nucleotides long. Its product is annotated as inactive ADP-ribosyltransferase arh2-like. The record is from RefSeq and is a predicted model, not a curated record. The coding region runs from base 351 to 818 and encodes 155 amino acids. NCBI's taxonomy places the organism in Eukaryota, Metazoa, Chordata, Actinopteri, Perciformes, Serranidae. The transcript has 5 exons.
ACUCUUUGUGGUGCAGCUGUUUGAGUGGUCCGUCACUGAUUGUCCUGCAGUUAGAGGGGCGAUUUGCAGUGUGUUUUAUUGUGUCUCCAUCUUGCCAGCUGGAAAGCAGCCAUCUAAAAUUGCGUUGCAGCUGCGUCUUUUUUUAGCCUCCGCGUUUUCAGCCGCUCGGGUUGGGAAAGUAGAGUGCAGUAAGUUUAGUGAAUGAACACUGGUGUUUGCUGCAGGCCUCUCUGAGCUGAGACUGGAAACAGACCAGCAGUGUGUGUGCAGCGCUUCAGUUUACAGCCCCGGUGUCAACUUCUGCGUGUGACCGCCUGGUGAAGCUUGGUUUCGGGGAACGACACGCUGCGAUGGACCGAUCUGCUUCAGUGGAGCACUAUAAGGCAGCCAUGUUGCUGAGUGGUGUCGGUGAUGCUCUGGGAUACAGGAACCAGCUGUGGGAGUACAAUGAGUCAGGACCAGCUAUCCAUCAGGAGCUGAAGGAGCUUGGUGGUCUCAAGAACAUCAAGGCCGAGCUCCCUGACUGGCCGGUGAGCGAUGACACAGUUCUGCAUCUGGCAACGGCUGAAGGACUGGCAACUGGGAAGACGGGGGAGGAGCUCAUGCAUGAGGUGGCAGCUCGAUAUGUGGAGGGGAUGAAAGACAUGGACGGGAGGAAACCAGGGCCUUCAAGCAUUCUGGGCGGUGUGUCCUUAGGGUGCCACUCACAGGGAGAAACUCUGCAGCACUGGAUAGACUGUCUGAAGAACAAGGGCAAGAAGGUAGAGCGCUGGCACACGCUGACCAACGAGCUGCCGGGAUCCACACUGCAGGAAUGA